AUGAGUCAAUUUCAUAAAGAUGAUAGAGAUUUAGUGAGAAGAAUUUACAUUCAAAGAAAGCCUUGUCAGCCCAAAGACUUUACAUUUCCUCAAACUUCUAUUUUUGGCAAAAAUCGUCGCUUUUGUGCUAAGUGGUUUGAUACUUGGACUUGGCUUGAGUAUAGUGUGGAAAAGGAUGCUGCCUAUUGUUUCCCUUGUUAUCUAUUCAAGGAUGAAAAUGCCUUUGGAGGUGAUGCUUUUGUUAGUGAUGGUUUCAAAUCAUGGAAUCGAUCGGAUUUAAUAAGAAAACAUGUCGGUAAACACUUGAGUACACAUAAUAAUGAUGUUUUAGCUAUGGAUUUGUUCAAGAAACAAAAUUCAAGCAUCACACAAGCCUUAACAAAACAAACCGCUGAUAGUACAAAUGCAUAUAGGACGCAACUUGAAGCUUCAAUUGAAUCUAUCCAAUGGCUUUUACUCCAAGGGUUGCCUUUCCGUGGUCAUGAUGAAAAAGAAAGUUCCUUAAGAAGAGUUGUUUUCAAAAAUGCUCCUAGUAAUUGUCAACUUACUUCUCCUAAAGUCCAAAAAGAUAUCAUAAAUGCAUGUGCAAAAGAGACCACUAAAGCAAUGCUUGAAGAUAUUGAUGGUGGUUUAUUUUCUAUCCUUGCUGAUGAGUCCGCUGAUGUUUCUGACAAGGAACAAUUGGCUCUUUGUUUGAGAUAUGUUAAUAGAAAGGGAGAAGUGUGUGAGCGUUUACUUGGUAUUGUGCAUGUUGUAAACACUGCUUCUUUGGCUCUCAAAACUGCUAUUGAAUCCUUAUUAAUGGAGCAUUCUUUGUCUUUCUCUCAAGUACGGGGUCAGGGUUAUGAUGGGGCAAGUAAUAUGCAAGGUUCUAUUAAUGGCCUUAGGACUCUUAUAGAGAAUGAGUGUAAAGAAGCUUAUUUUGUCCACUGCUUUGCUCACCAACUUCAAUUAACUCAAGUUGCACUUGCUAAAAAGAAUUCAGAUUGUGCUUGGUUAUUUGUUGAUGUACUUGCACCUCUCUUGAAUUUUGUGGGGGGUUCACCAAAAAGGAAAGAGUUUCUUCGUGAAAAUCAAGCUCAAAGAGUGGUGGAUGCAUUGUCUCUAGGUGAACUUGAAACGGGUUCAGGUUUAAAUCAAGAACGUGGAUUAGGUAGACCUUGUGAUACUCGUUGGGGAUCUCACUUCAAGACAAUCUUGAAUGUACUUGAUUUAUUCCCUGUAAUCCUUGGUUCUCUUGAGGAUAUUGCAAAAGUAUCUGAUACAAUAGAUUCUAAUAGAGCUCAAACACUUACAAAUCUUCUGAUGUCCUUUGAUUUUGUGUUCGUGGCACACUUGAUGGUUAGUAUAUUUGCGAUAACAAAUGCUUUGAAUGUGGCCUUACAAAAGCACGAUCAAGACAUUGUGAAUGCAAUGGCCAUGGUUAAUGUAACCAAGACUAAUUUGCAAAAAAUGAGAGAUGAAGGAUGGGAUUCUCAUAUGGAAAAGGUAAUUUCUUUUAUUGGUGACUAUGACAUUGCAGUUCCAAUGGAGGCUAAAUAUGUUGUUCCCGGGAGGAGGUUGUUUAGAGGUAAAUGCCCACAAGUGUCUAAUCUACAUCAUUUUCGAGUUGAAGUUUUUUUUGGUGUCAUUGAUCUUCAAUUGCAAGAACUUGAAAAUCGAUUUCCCGAAAUAACUAAAGAACUACUUGUGUGUAUGUCUUGUUUGAGUCCUGUGGAUCGUUUUUCAAAGUUUGAUAAGGAAAAAUUGAUUAAGCUUGCAAAAUUCUAUCCUAAUGAAUUUCCAAGUUCAGAAUUGAUAGUCUUUGGUCAUACACUUGAUAGUUACAUUUGUUCUGUUAGAGGAGAUGAAAGGUUUUGGAAUUUGAAGGGUCUUAGUGAUCUUUCAAUCAAAUUGGUUGAAACGGGAUUGUCUGAAACUCAUGAUAGGGUCUAUUUACUUUUGAAGUUGGUGUUGCUUCUUCCUGUCGCAACGGCAAGUGUGGAAAGAGUAUUUUCUGGCAUGAAGCAAGUGAAAGACAAACUACGAAAUAGCAUGGGAGAUCAAAUGUUGAAUGAUUUAUUAUAUGAACAUUUGGUUGUAUUUUGUACUGUUUGA
Molecule: messenger RNA, 2097 nt
Organism: Chenopodium quinoa (quinoa)
Lineage: Eukaryota; Viridiplantae; Streptophyta; Magnoliopsida; Caryophyllales; Amaranthaceae
Product: zinc finger MYM-type protein 1-like
Exons: 3
Coding region: 1-2097 (698 amino acids)
Molecular function (GO): protein dimerization activity
Source: RefSeq, a predicted model, not a curated record